CUCGGAAUGUCAAAAAAAUAAAAAUAAAAAUAAAUAAAAUAACUCCUAUACAUAUAUUAACAUUAAUAUGAAAGGAAGGAGUUAAAGAUUGAUAUUUGUUGAAGUUGCUCCCUUUUGAGUUGUGGUAAAAACAAGAGUCACACAUGAAAGAAAUAUGAAAAUAAAAAAAUGAUUUAUAUAUGUUAAGAUCUAUGAAAUUAUUGAAUUAGUUUUUUAAUUUUAAAUUAAUGUCAAAAAUAUGUGAAAGACUAUAUAUCAAAUGUCUCCCCACAAAUAUCCCCCAAAUAUUAUCAAUUCACCUAAAACCUUAAGCUAAAAAGUAAAGGGUUCUUCUACCAAAAAAAAGUAAAGGGUUCAAAUAUAAUAUUAGCCUUAAGAAGGUAUAAAUUGCUUAAUUGAGUUUAUAUAUAAGAAUAAAGUUGACAUUAAUUACGUACCGCACAAGUAUUGUCUAGCUAGCUUCUACUCUAGAAUUUAAUAAGUCUUGAAAAAACCCAAUCAUUGGAACGCUAGAAGAGGCAUAUGUAUACUUCCUAUCCUAGCUAUAAGCUAAAUGAAAAUAAAAAAAAGGAAAUUGACUUGCAUAACAAUAACCAACUUCUCCGAGCAAAGAUAGCGGAGAAUGAGAGGAAGCAGCAAAACAUGAAUUUGAUGCCUGGAGAAGCUAACUGUGAGAUCAUGCAUUCUCAGCCAUUUGAUUCUCGGAACUACUUCCAAGUGAAUGCACUACAACCUGCCAAUCAGUACCCUCAACAGGACCAGAUGGCCCUCCAGCUAGUGUAAUGCAUUUGAUUUAGAACUUUCUGUCACGCCUGUGUGCAUUUAGUAUUCUCAUCUGAUUAAAGCCACAGGUACAUAUGUUACAUAAGGCAGGAAGCGAUUUGCAGUAGUAGAGUAUCAUGGUAGACAAUUCUAAGACUGAAAAGUUUGUGUAUCAGAGAUGAAUUUGUGUUAUUUACGCUUAAUAUGCAAGGUUAAAACUCUAUGGAGAUUAACCCUCAUGACAUUUUUAGUGUAAUAUAUCUAUACCUUCCAGCUUCUCCAUGCAGCAAUAUAUACUUGCAUGACUG
Messenger RNA from Rubroshorea leprosula, 1070 nucleotides. The record is from the annotation of a GenBank genome assembly. Lineage: Eukaryota; Viridiplantae; Streptophyta; Magnoliopsida; Malvales; Dipterocarpaceae.